AUGAGUAGUACACAAUCUAAUAUCCCCAAACAACCUGCCAAAGGUUCAGGGGAUCAUGACAAACCUCCUGAAAGUGGAACAGUCAGUCAAGUGUCGUUAAAUCUGGCCAGUACGAGCCACGAUGACGACCACGUGGGCCCGAAGGCAGAAUCAGAUUCUCGGUCCUUGCCAAGCCAUCUGUCUAAUCAUCUCAAUUCUCAGUUCUCUACCUUCAAUAAAGAUAAUGUGUUGAAUGAGGACAUUCUUGAUGAUCACCCCAUACCUGGAUCCAAAACGUUGCUUUACAAGUAUGAGCGUAAUUUUGCCGAUGCUAAAGGGAAGCUCUUCGGAGACCCCUUUUGCAACACGCUUCUCGCCGGGGGUAUAUUCUUGUUGGGCAGCAUUCGGCUCCCAAGAAAAAGAUUAAUUUCUUUAGAAACCAGCCUUUCUCGCAGCAGCCCUUUCAUGGUGAGCCCUCAGGUAAGCCCAGUUCGUCUGGGGGCGGAUUCAGAGUUCAGGCAUCCUUCAAUCCCAGGAGAGGAGGGAAAGACUGUGGUGGCAAAAGAGGAAGAUCCUCAGGACCAUAUAGAGGACGCCAUUAGGAGGAGACCUGGCUGAAACUCCCACAUUCCAGAUGUCCAGCUUGGACCAAGAUUAUCCGUCCGGUUGCAGUCUUAGUUGAGACAGUUUUUGUAGUUCGCAUUCGCAUUCGGUACAGUGUACUCAGAUCUGGGUUACUUGUCACCUUAAUUUGGGACAUCCCAAAUAAAUGUUUGAUUGAAGCUCUUUUCUUAGUUGUUUUUAGCACUUCGGCAUAAUGAAGAAGGGCUUUUGGGUAAUUAGGUCUCCUUCUCGUUUCACGAGAUUGUAACC
Haliotis rufescens (red abalone) is the source of this 852-nucleotide messenger RNA. RefSeq lists its product as uncharacterized. Bases 1 to 597 code for a protein of 198 amino acids. The transcript has 4 exons. The record is from RefSeq and is a predicted model, not a curated record. NCBI's taxonomy places the organism in Eukaryota, Metazoa, Mollusca, Gastropoda, Lepetellida, Haliotidae.